Trichophyton verrucosum HKI 0517 is the source of this 636-nucleotide messenger RNA. RefSeq lists its product as uncharacterized. Lineage: Eukaryota; Fungi; Ascomycota; Eurotiomycetes; Onygenales; Arthrodermataceae. The transcript has 2 exons. Bases 1 to 636 code for a protein of 211 amino acids. The record is from RefSeq and is a predicted model, not a curated record.
AUGGGGGAUGGGGCCGGCCGGACAAGCCCCAGGGAUUUGCAGCAGCAGCAGCAGAAGAAUAAGAAUAAGAAGAGUAAGAGAAGCAGCGGAAAAAGAAAAGAGCCUGAAGAAGCAGAAGAAGCAAAAAAAAGAGAGAGAGAGAGAGAGAGAGGGAGGGAGAGAGGGAAAAGCAAAGAGCGCGCUGAUGGAGAGUCGACUCUUGAGGGUUUGGGCCCGUUCAAGAUCUCAGCUCUACUCCGUACAGAGGGAGUUGAAGCUGUGCAGGCAUCAACAGGUAGUUAUGUAUCAACAGGUAUUCAGUCAGUACUUGCGAGUUACUUCUACUUCACUACAGAGCAGACGCCACCAGCUAUCUCUCUCUCUCUCCCUCUAUCUCUCUACCUCUCUCAUCUUGACAUCUUGACAUCACCACCAGCCAGCCAGCAACAGUGGAGGAGCACUAGCAGCGACGACAUGUAUUAUGAUCCUCUCUAUCGUAUUAUCGCAGCCCCGGCUCUGCCCAGCAAAAAACGUGGCCGGCCUCCCCACGCCCUGCAUGGGGGACCCCCCCUUCGUUUCUCCCCCUUCCUCCGGCACCCAGCGCAGGGAGAGAGAGAGGGAGAGGGAGGGAGAGGGAGGGAGAGAGAGGGAGAGUGA